UAAUCGGUCACACAAAUUGUAACUUGCUGGAAACUGCAAACCAGUAGCGAAAUGGCUCCCACAAAGGAACGUCUCCACAGCCUUAUGCGCUUGUUCAUAGCAUGCCUCCUCAAGCUUAGCACUGCAGCGCCUUGCCUACCGGAUCAGGCUUCUUCCCUCCUCCAGCUAAAAGCUUCCUUCAUUGGUGACAGCCUACCAUCAUGGCAAGCUGGAACAGAUUGCUGCCACCACUGGGAGGGCGUCACCUGUGACGUGGCCUUGGGAAGAGUCAUUUCUCUUGAUCUCGGUGAGUUCGACCUGACGAGCAGUCGUCUUGAUCCUGCGUUGUUCAACCUCACCUCUCUCAGAAAUCUCAGCCUUGCAUUCAAUGACUUUAGUGGAGCCUUGCUCCCAGCUUCUGGUUUUGAGCGGCUCAUGGAUAUCAUCCACCUCAACCUCUCGGGCCCCAAUUUUGGGUUUCAGAUCCCAAUUGGAAUUGCCUGCCUCAAGAACCUUGUCACCCUUGACUUGUCUGGUAAUUAUGAUUUGUAUUUUGAGCGGCCAAGUUUCAAAACCUUCAUGGCAAAUAUGAGCAACCUGAGGGAGCUUUAUCUUGAUCGAGUGGAUUUAUCUAGCAGUGGAUCGACUUGGUCCACUGUUUUAGCAGACUCUGUUCCCCAGCUACAGGUUCUUAGCUUGUUUGGGUGUUAUAUAUCAGGUCCUAUCCACCCUUCAUUCUCAAGGCUUCGUUCACUUACGACGAUCAACUUGGGAUACAAUAAGUUUGAAGGGCAUUUUCCAACAAAAAUCUUCCAGCUAAAAAGUUUGAGGACGCUUGAUUUGUCUGAUAACCACAUGCUUUCUGUGAGAUUAACACACUUCCCAGCUGGAAAUAAUUUGGAAACACUAAAUCUAGCAGGGACUAAUUUCUCUUGUGACAUGCCGUCCUCGUUUGGCAAUCUUGAGUAUGUAAAGACAUUGGGGCUUAACAUGAUGCGCAUUGAUGACGAACUCCUCUAUUUGAUAUCUAAGCUUCCAUUAUUGGAUGACCUGCGACUGCGACUCAUGGGAUCAGAUUUGGAGAACCCGGGAUUAUCUUGGGUUAGCAAUCUUACCCAAUUGACGGACCUAAUGCUUGACAGCUAUGACUUCUCUAAAUCGGUUCCCACUUGGAUCGGCAAACUGACAAGGCUGGAAAGUUUGACAAUAGUGGAUUGCAGUUUCUCCAUGCCAAUACCGUACCAGAUUGGAAAUCUUACAAAAUUGGUCGAACUGGAGUUCUUAAGUUGUGACUUCCCGGAGCAGAGAAUGCCAUCGUGGAUAGGCAAUCUUACAAAGUUGGUCUCUUUCACAAUUGAUGAUUGCAAUUUCUCUGGACCAAUACCCUCAACAAUUGGGAACUUGAUCCAACUUGAGGAGCUGGUGGUCUUUUCUUCUCACAUAAGCGGAAAAAUUCCAAAGUCCUUGUUCGCUCUUCCAGCCCUGCAAUCGCUUUGGUUAAUAGAUAAUCAGCUUAUUGGCUGGCUGGAAGACAUUCCUGCUCCUUUAUCCUCACCAUUGCGGGAGAUUGAUUUAAGCAGUAAUCAAUUGACAGGCCCAAUACCCAAAUCAUUUUUUCAGCUUACGAAUCUUCGGCGUCUCGAUCUUGACUCAAAUAAAUUGACAGGCACCGUAGAACUUGGCUCUAUCUGGAGGUUGAGAAAUCUCACCUAUCUUAACCUGGGUAACAAUAUGAUAUCAAUCACAGAAAAAGAAGGACCUUCAGCGAGAAGAGGUCCCGGAGGCCUGCUCUCGCUAGAGCUGUGCGCGCAGCACUAGCGAUGGGAAUGGUAGAAAGCAGCUGAGGGAGAAGGGAGAGAUCUCCUAAGCAGGAGUACCUGGAUCAAGUGCUGAGGUGAGUGAGGAUGGGAGGAGGGGGUGGUGGUUUAUAUAGGCGUGGAGGUGCCUCAGGUUCAACGAACCUAGACAUCAUAAAUGACUUUGAUGAGCGGCGGUUAUUAUGCCUCAGGUUCAACGAACCUGGACGUCGUAAAGAGCCUUGAUUGUCCAGUCAUUACUGUCAACAUUAAUUCUCUGUAUUAAUGCUCUUUACAGCAAAACAUCCUUCUCAUCUCAGCACAUCAUGUCGCACCGCACCUGCACGUCACGUCACGUCACGUCAUACCGGGAAAAGUUCAGAUUUUUGCAUGGAGAUUAGCAUGUUAUGGACUUGCUACAUUGGAGAACUACAAUGAGGCUUUUCAGAAAGCAACUGGAGCUGCAAGUAUUGGAGGAAUUGUCAGGGGCCAUGGAGGAUGUGCCAUUUUAUUCUUCUGGCGUAUCUUACCAAGCUGCCAAUCUGCAUAACAGGUUGAAGCAUUAGCCUGUUUGGAAGGUCUGAAGUGCGCUGUGGAAUGGGUAAGAAAGCUUAUGAUCCAUUGAUCCUUGAAUUAGAUUGUGCUUCAAUCGUAGCUUCCUUAGCAGUGCAGCAAGAGGAAAGAUACCUGAACACGUACAUUUUAAAAGAGAUUCAGGCCUGCAGUUUUUACUCCCAGAGGUGUUGCUCAGGAGAAUACAAUAGAGUUGCUUAUGAGUUAGCUGAAUUAGCAAAGAGAACGGUGCAUUGUGCUGUGUGGAGAGAAAACGCUCCAUCUUGUGUAACCGAGCUACUCAAAUCUAAUUGUAGUUCCUUGUGUGAUUAAUAUAAUCACUCUUUUCUCGCAA
Messenger RNA from Panicum hallii, 2682 nucleotides. Its product is annotated as probable LRR receptor-like serine/threonine-protein kinase At4g36180. Gene Ontology annotation, molecular function: protein binding. NCBI's taxonomy places the organism in Eukaryota, Viridiplantae, Streptophyta, Magnoliopsida, Poales, Poaceae. Bases 52 to 1797 code for a protein of 581 amino acids. The transcript has 3 exons. The record is from RefSeq and is a predicted model, not a curated record.